AUGAUCGGGGGAGUCUUCUUGCACUUUCUGUACUUCUGGAACAUCAGACGAGGAUACGAGUUCAUCAACCUGCGCAUCGAGGAUCUACUUCCUGCCCUAAAACCACUCACAACAAGGCAGGUACGGGAAAUUCAUCACCUGUGGGCAUUGCACGCCCAUCUUGAAAGGAUUUCGAUGAGGUUAAAAAGGAGUUGCGGUCUCCAACUGCUGGCCAUGCGACUCGACUACUUUUUGCACUGCAUCAUCCUUUGUUUCGUGGUCAUUGCUAUUCCACAAAGAGUGUCUCCUCCAAAUGCAGCAACCUACUUUCUGAGCUUCAUUUGCUGCGUUCGCAGUCUGGAAAUUUUCAUAAUCGAUUACCUUCUCGAAACUAUGAGUACUUAUCAUAGUAAACCCAUGGACGCAGUCAUCGAGGGUAGAAUGUCCAAGGAGCUUGGCGCAUUUAUCAUAUACGGAAGGAGUAUGGAGCUGAAUCUGAAGCUCUGCGGCAUGUAUCUGCCAAAUCGAACCAGCUUUCUCCACAUGGCCGAGGGCAUUCUGUGCCACUUUAUGCUCCUGGUGCAGUUUCUUUUGAUUUUCAGUAAUUAA
Molecule: messenger RNA, 588 nt
Organism: Drosophila sechellia
Lineage: Eukaryota; Metazoa; Arthropoda; Insecta; Diptera; Drosophilidae
Product: putative gustatory receptor 59b
Exons: 2
Coding region: 1-588 (195 amino acids)
Biological process (GO): sensory perception of taste
Cellular component (GO): membrane
Source: RefSeq, a predicted model, not a curated record